AUGAGCGAUCCUGCGGUGCCGUUCCAGGCGGUCGCGCAGUUCGCGUACGAGUCAGAGUUCGAGGACGACCUGAACUUUAAGGCUGGGCAGAAGAUCACUGUCACGGCAAUCGAGGAUGACGAGUGGUACGCUGGGGAGUACGAGGCAGACGGUGGUACUGUGGCCAGUGGGAUCUUCCCGAAGAGUUUUGUCACGGUGGUGACGAAGCAGACGGAGGCGCAGGAGGUGCCCGCAGCGCCCGCAGCGCCAGCUGCAGAACCGCAGUCUGACGCCCCUAAGACCACUGCUCCACCCAAGGCCACUGCUCUACCCCAAACCGCUGCAUUUCCACCUCCAGAGGCGGUCGGCGGGCCGACACAAGGUGCAGACGUCGACGUCAACGAGUACGCAAGGGAGAAGAAGGAUCUCCCCAAGAUGAGUCUCAAAGAGCGGAUCGCGCAACUGCAAGAGCAGGAACGGUUGCUCAAGGAGCAAGAAGAGCAGCGUGCUGCAGAACAGCUCCCAGUGGCACACGCUGGACAGGUUGCCUCUGUUCAGAGUACCGUGGAACGCAGAUUGUCUGCGUCGAUGUCGCUUCGCAGCGGCGGGGAACCUGCUGAGUCCAGUGUGCAGGCCUCUGAAACCGUUGUGCACGUCGAAACGGGUCCUGGGGAUGCCGAAGAAAGUAGUAGCAGUGGUGAUGCGGAGACAGGUGGCGAUGAUGGUGGGGAAAGUGCUGCUCCUGCCCCUGCUCCGGCUCCUGCUGCGCUUGCGCCUGCUCCUGCUCCUGAUACUCCAGCGGACGGCGAGGCCGAAGAAGACUCUGAGGAGGCGAGACGCUCCGCGCUGAGGGAGAGAAUGGCUAAAUUGUCUGGAGCAGGCAGGUUUGGUGGGCCCGUUGGGUUCAACCCGUUCGGUGGGCCCGCAAGCACUGCACAUGCAGCAAGCACUAAAGAGGAGCACCCGCCAGUAGAAAAAGACACAGAACACGAACAAGAGAGCGAACUUGUCAGAGACUUGCCCCAGGCGAUCCCAAUAAUGCCCUUUGCGGACCCAGCGGCUUUGCCCUUCUUAAAGAAGAGAACAACGGUCGAAUCCGCGGAAACUCAUGAAUCACACGAACAUCAGGAUGAACCAGUGGAACCUGACGCGGACAAAGUGGAAACAGAGGCACCUGCAACAGAUGCAGCGGCCCCACCACCAGUCCCCGACACAGCGAGUUCAAACUCGGAGGAUGAAGCAAACGAUGAAGCACCACCACAACCACCUUUGUCGAAACCACCGUUCGGGUCGCACGCACACGAGCAUGCUGCUGUACCUCCACCUCCUCCUCCUCCACCACAUCACGCACCAACUUCCGCUGUCCCACCAAUCCCAGCGCAGCAUCACCACAAAGAACCACCGACUCUGUCCCAUGGUCUGCCACCGCCACCACCUCCACCGAUCCCCCCAGUGGAACUCCCAGAGGAACUGGCUGAAAGCGCAGCGCCCCACAGAUCGGCCCCAUCACCACCUCCACCUCCUCCUCAACCACCUGCUGUAGCUUCUGCAAUUCCACCGAUCGCAUCGCAUCCACCACCUCCACCACCUCCACCACAUGCACCAGAGCAAAAUGCAGAAACUGACUUGACAAGUGGACUUCCACCUGCGCCGCCCGUGCCCCCCGUUCCACCUGUUCCUGCUUUCGCGCCGAUGCCCCCCAUCCCCGGUGCUCGCCCUGCUAUCCCAGGCACAGACAUCCCGGGGCCCUUCAAUGAUUUGCCCACAGAGACUGGCGCCCCCGUUCCACCAGUGGUGCCAAUGCCAAGCACGGCGACCCCCAUCAGAAGAAACUCGACGCAGAGGGACCUCACCGCAGUGUUAAACAACUUGGUCGUCCAAUUGACCGAAGAGGAUCCGUGGUGGGCAGGGAAGACGCCCACGGCUCCAGAGCAAGUCCAGGCGACCAAGCUUAAGUACGUUCUCGAAGUGGAGGACCACCGCAUCACAAGACGCGACGCUGAAACUUGGAUCUUCAGGACCGUCUACUUAUUAUUCGAAAACUUCACCGUGCUGAGCUUGGCCCUGGUCUACAAGGAAAGUUCUCCACUGGACACGGCAAAACUGGUCGACCAGAAACUGACUCCCUUCCACACAGCACAGCCGCUGAACGCGUUCUACAACAAGGACAUCAUCAACCAGUGCCAGGUUGUUGUCAACAGGAACGUCGGCCACGGGUUUGUCUCGGAUGUGAUCCACGGACUGGGUAAGGACGUCGUGCUGCCCAUCGGCCACCGCACGUUCGGCGUCCCGAUCUUCAGCAUCAAGUUCGGCGAACAAACGGACAAUAACGCACUGGCACAGGUGCAACCGGGCGAUGUUUUCGUCGUGCGCAAGGGCAGGUUCGAAAGACACGGUAAAAUUGUCGCCCUUGGGGACACGGAACCGUACGUCGCCAUCAUCACAGACUUCGACCCGAACAAGAAGAAGCUCAAGGUGGUAGAGGAACGCGACGGCAUAGCGACUACCUCGAGCUACAAACUGGGACACUUGCAAGCUGGCAGGUUGAAGAUCUUCAGAGUUGUUCCAAGAAGUUACAUUGGCUGGUGA
Messenger RNA from Huiozyma naganishii CBS 8797, 2568 nucleotides. It is a transcript of the gene BBC1, whose product is annotated as Bbc1p. The coding region runs from base 1 to 2568 and encodes 855 amino acids. The transcript has a single exon. The record is from RefSeq and is a predicted model, not a curated record. Gene Ontology annotation, molecular function: protein binding. NCBI's taxonomy places the organism in Eukaryota, Fungi, Ascomycota, Saccharomycetes, Saccharomycetales, Saccharomycetaceae.